AUGUUUGACAGACGGCCGAAUGACUCGGGGCAUAUUCCAUAUUCCUAUUCCAACCUCGAACGUGAUCUGCUAGCCAAUGCCACUGAAAUACCGCACCACGUACUUAUAGUCUAUGGCACCUGGUAUUGCUCUGGAAGCCUGACAGCUAGUAAAAUCGUUGUCACUGCCGCUAGCUGCUUUAUUCAUUAUAAUGGGGAGGCGAUAGCUGUCAAAAUUGGCGCCGAAUCGAUAACUGCUACUGGACAAGUAAUAUCAGUCGUUGAAUACAAAACACACGAAUAUUUUCAGCAUCACAGCAAAGUUGAUAAUGAUAUUGCAAUAAUGGUUCUAAAGGAAAAUGUCGAUUUUGAUGACGGAGAUAUUGAAAAGGUUGUUUUAAUACAGCCUGACGUUGCUCUUCGUGUUAACACGCUGCUACAUGUCUACGGAUGGGGUGGUCCGGACAAAGCAGUGAAGUACCAAAACAUGCCCCUGUGUUCCGAUAUGCUUGUACUUGAUAAAACGGAGUGUGUAUCUCGUUAUGGACAACUCAUGACUUCAUCAAAUUUUUGCGUAAGAUUUAAUCUUCAACGAAAGCUGAGCGAUAAUGGUGGAAGUGCAAUAUACAAUAGGACUUUAGUAGGGAUCCUAUCAGCUGGAGGCAAUAGCAAUGAAUUGCCGCACUUUGCUAUUCUUACUAAUGUAUCUUAUUUCCAUAGGUGGAUUAAACUCAACACGGAGAUGUAUUUAAGAAAAUAUUGCACAGUUCCCAGGUCUAAUGAGUAUUAUCAUAUUGAAUCGUCAGAGUUUCCUGAAACCUAG
This is a messenger RNA of Pieris macdunnoughi, 801 nucleotides long. NCBI's taxonomy places the organism in Eukaryota, Metazoa, Arthropoda, Insecta, Lepidoptera, Pieridae. The record is from the annotation of a GenBank genome assembly.